This is a messenger RNA of Erigeron canadensis, 1863 nucleotides long. RefSeq lists its product as uncharacterized. The coding region runs from base 121 to 1626 and encodes 501 amino acids. Lineage: Eukaryota; Viridiplantae; Streptophyta; Magnoliopsida; Asterales; Asteraceae. The record is from RefSeq and is a predicted model, not a curated record. The transcript has 8 exons.
GCCAAAAUUGCAUAACAACUUUUUCCCUCUGCUCCCAUCCUUCUUUCGUUAAUCCCAAUACUUGCACAAACACACGCUUAAUCCCACGUCACCAAUCUCCCUCUUUUCCGCACACUCUCCAUGUCGCCGUCCGGCAACGAUUUCACUGCCGCCGGCGACGGAUGUACCUGUACCAACGACGGCGAAGAAGAUAAGCAAAAAACGUGCUCGCAAUGCGAAAAAAAUAAGAAAUUAGAUAAAACUAAAAUUCGACGCAGCAACGGGAUGAUGACGUCAUCGUCGUCAUACGCUUUGCUUAGCUUCGAUUCGUUUUCAGUUGAAGAUUAUGAUAAAAAAUGGAGAAUAUUUACAGCUAGUGUUAAAGGAUUUGCGAUCGGAGCUGGUAUUAAAGGCGGAUUGUCACUUUUUGCUAUUCUUGCUAGAUUACGCCGUAGACGAUCCUUAUCUUCCGCUAAGAAGGUACAAAUGGCUUCAGGUGGUCAGGAUUUGGUUUUGGCACUGAAAGAGACAGUCAGAUAUGGUCUCUUCCUUGGCACUUUUGCUGGGACUUUUGUUUCAGUUGAUGAGUUAAUAGCCGCUUUGGGAGGACACCAGAGAACAGCAAGAUGGAGGGCUUUAUUAGCAGGGUUAAUAGCUGGACCUUCAAUGCUCCUCACUGGAUUCAAGACACAACAUACAAGCUUGGCUGUCUAUAUCCUUAUGCGUGCAGCUGUCUUGGCAUCACGUUGUGGAAUAAAGAGCAAGCGAUUUGGAACCAUUUGUAAACCUCUUACGUGGGCCCAUGGAGACCUAUUCCUUAUGUGUCUCUCUUCUAUGCAAAUAUUGUGUGCAUACAUACUAAAUCAGGAUAGCUUGCCUCUUUCGUACAAAUCAUUUCUAAAUAAACAUGGUGGAAAGGACCCAGUCAUCCUUCAAGGUGUUAAAGACAUUGCUUGUGGCAUGCCUUUUACUAAUCUAGAGCAGAUACAGAAGUACUACAAGAGCACGGGUGUUGAUGUCAUACUCGAUCCUCAAAUGAAAGUUCCCUGUUCGAUUGUACAUGAAAAUCAAUCAUGUAGUUGGCAUGCGUUUUCAUUCUUUCUCCAAGCAUACAAAAGAGCAGUACCAGUUUAUCUUCCAGUUUAUCUGAUUCCUGCACUUAUAGUACAUCGACAGGGACUAGGAAAACGGCCUUUCACAAUAUUAGCUAAAGGUCUUUUUGGUACCGCAAGAUCAAGCUUGUUCCUCUCUACAUACUGUACCUCUGCCUGGAUCUGGACAUGCUUCCUCUUUAGGAUUUUUAAGAGAUGUAACAUCACCAUGUUAGCAUUGGGCACGUUCCCAACCGGUCUUGCAUUGGCAAUUGAGAAGAAGAGCAGGAGAAUAGAAAUCUCACUCUACUGCCUUGCUCGGGCGAUUGAGAGUUUUUUCACAACCAUGUCCGAUGCAGGUUACAUGCCCCAUUUAAAGAACUUGAAAAGAGUGGAUGUGUUAAUAUUCAGCAUUUCAACAGCGGUCAUAAUGCAUUGUUACGCCAUUGAAAGAGAAGUUUUCCGAUCUAAAUAUUUGAACGUGCUUGACUGGGUGUUCGGUGUGCCCAUUCCUCCACAUGAUGCAACCCCACGAAAAAAGAACGAUACAAAUUGAUAACUUUAUAUGCUUUGUAGUGAUGCAUGAAUUGCAGGUAAUACAAUAGUAUUUGAUUUUUACUUUUAUUUUUUGUGUUGAUAAUAGAAAUCAUGUUGUACGCAUUGUUUCUUAACUAAUGAAAUAGGAAAUAGGAAAUAGGAAAUAGGGAUUUUGUAUAUUGGACAUUGAAAUUGGGGUUUAAUGACACUGGACAAAUAACUUUAUUUAUUUAUUACUAAAUUUAGAUUGUGCUUA